UCUUCUAGUUGCGUUAUUGGUUUCAUAUAUUUUUGUAUGGGUUGGAUUUUUUUCGCUUGCUUGGGUGGCCAAACACAACUUGGCAUCAACUUGUGACAUCACUACGGAUUUGAUGUGGGGUGAGGGCUUCCUGGCUGUUUUCUCACCUGUGUGUAGUGGUGUCACCAUUUGACAGUCUUCAGAGCAAAAUUUACAAUCAAAAGGACACUGUAAAGACCCGUUAUAAGAGCAGUCAUUCACACACAGCGCGUCUUUGAUGUUUUCGCCUCAGCUUGUCAGACAGUGUAUGGUGUAAACCAGGCGGCGCUUCAAGCAAGCACUCAUAUCCAGCCUACUGUGACAACUGCUUCUUAAGUUAGAAAACAGCAAGCGAGCUGACGUAUCAGUAACAAGUAAUUAAAGGUAACAACCUGAACAGAUUCCUUAUCCAGAGACCCACGGGAUUCGUGGAUAUUGCUGUAAUUGGGAGAUGCGCUGCAAAUUCAGCGUUAUUUUGUAACGCGUCAGUGAGUCAAACUGGAUAUCUCGCUCUGUUGGACACUGCUGCUGUCUAGUGAUACUUUGAAGUUCUGGGGGAGCUUGCCUGCACAUGAUGUACACAAUAACAAGAGGUCCAAGCAAACUUGUUACACAACGGAGAACAGGUCCUACGCAGCAGAUCGAGAGCCAAACAACAGACUUGAAACAGAAACAGAACCACUGGUUUACAACAAACGGUCCUGCUCCAAAGAUUGUUUUCCACCGAGUAAACGGACAGAGGUACCACAAGCCUUCCGUCCCAAAAGCUGUCCCAUUUGAAGAAGGCUUCACGCCUGCACAUGAAGAGAAUGUUAAAUUUGUCUUUGAAGCCUGGAGGGAGGUGGAGAAGAGUGUGGGAGACGGUGGCCCCCAGGCGGAGAGCAGCCGAGGGCCUGUGCAGUAUGCAGAGAGGACCCCGAACCCAGCCAUGAAAAACUUUGUGCCCAUUGACCUGGAGGAGUGGUGGGCUCAGCAUUUCAUGGCCAACAUUGGCAACCCGUCAUGACGGAGCACCGGCAAAGGAGGAAGUGAAGCGAGACCCCCCGGGGAACCUGGCUGGGAGCGGCGGUCUGGAGACGGGCCUGAAGGGAGCUCAAUAAACAGGAACUGGGAAACCCCCGAGACACUGGGAGAAACUCUGGCCAGAGCUGUGUGAGUGAAGGCCUUGGAGCUCCUGCCCCCACCACCACCACCACCACCCCUCAGACUGACCUUGUCCGGCGGGGCCAGUCAGUGCGCUGUCAGGGGAUUAUCCGGUUUGACCUUCACCAUCGCCCUGUUUUCUAUUUAUUUUUUCUUGCUGAGAUCUCAUUGCCCAAGCUGUGUGCCAGAUUCAAAUUAAAUUGGCUUGUCUUGGCAUACAAAAAUGCGGAAAAUGGGAGAGGAAUAAAAAAAAAAAAAAGUUGAAGUUAAAAGCGGUGUGGUCGUACAUUUGUG
Messenger RNA from Clupea harengus (Atlantic herring), 1455 nucleotides. RefSeq names its product MAPK regulated corepressor interacting protein 2 (gene mcrip2). The record is from RefSeq and is a predicted model, not a curated record. NCBI's taxonomy places the organism in Eukaryota, Metazoa, Chordata, Actinopteri, Clupeiformes, Clupeidae.